AAAAAGCGCCCUUUGGGUAAAAGAGCUCGUCGCCCCCGCGGUCACUCGAGCCGCAGCUGCGCGCAGCUGUUUGUUGUCCACACGGCCUCCACGUGUUUGGCGGCGCGCCACUGUUUAUGGCUCCUCCCAUCCAGUUGUAUAAAGCUGCCUCACCAAGUCCUAUUUGCUAGUCGCUCACAGCAGUCUGCAGGCAGAAGUAUAGAGAAAAGGUGCGAAGGAGUAAAACGCUUAGUGGCUUUUCAGUUCUGUUUGUGAAACGUCUUCGUGGUUUACCUAUUGAAGCCAGAAUGGCCUCUGUACCCUCUGCGGGAUGCCUACUUGCAAGGAAUCAAUUCUAUAGAACCCGACAUAACUCAACGUCCAGUACAUCAUCUUCCAGCUCUUCAUGCUGUGAUCUUCUUGCAGAACAUGAAAGGACGCCAGCUCCUCAUGGUAUUCAUAUCCCAUUUGAAAAAUGCUGGUGGCUGAAAAAUUUUCUUCAUUGUGAAAAUCCCCAACCAGCCCAUCCAGAAAUAUCUUCUAAUAGUGGCUCAAGUUAAUACAUGCUAAAAGGAUGUUUCUACUGCACUAAUUCCUUAUACUCGCCUGGAAUCAUGUUGGUGCUUUUUUUUUUUUUUUUUGAGAUGGACAGUUCCAAAAAAGCACAAAACUUGCCAAAUUUUAUGACUGUCUCUGCUUAUAACAUGUUUCUAGUAGAGUUUGUAUAGUAUUUUGUAUCUUCAGAUGGUUAAUGCAGUUUUGCUUUGGUACUGACAAACUGAAUUUCUUAAAUACAUGUACACUUUUUGCUUUGUAGCAAAAAACUACUGUAGGAAAAUGCAGACAACAGCAAUAUAGUUCUAUGUACUGUACUGCAAAAUGUAGCUGUUUUUAUGUAUUCAUUGAAACACUUGAUUUGAUUAAUAGUCUCUUAAAUUGGAUGUAAACUGGAUGAUUACACAAGUUUGUUUUGUAUGUAUUUUUAUAAUUAAACUUUUAUAAUAAAA
Molecule: messenger RNA, 986 nt
Organism: Erpetoichthys calabaricus (reedfish)
Lineage: Eukaryota; Metazoa; Chordata; Cladistia; Polypteriformes; Polypteridae
Product: pancreatic progenitor cell differentiation and proliferation factor-like protein
Exons: 5
Coding region: 288-539 (83 amino acids)
Biological process (GO): cell differentiation; multicellular organism development
Source: RefSeq, a predicted model, not a curated record